GUCGACUUGGGCGCAUCACGUCGUUACCUUUGCGGUGGUCGUCGUCGUCGUCGUCGCCGCCGUCGCCGCCACCGUCACAGACGUCGCCGACCGGUGCCAGUGGUCGGACGUGACGGUUUUUUUGGCGCGCGCUCGUCCCGGCAUCACGGAGCCGUAGUGGACGGACGCCCGGCCAUGCGGCCACCACCGGACAGGGGACCCGGGCCGCCGCGAGGCACAGUGACUCUCACCGGAAUCCUGGCCGUCUUCCUGGCGGCCGUUCUUUUGACGGACAGUGCGUUCGCCGAGAAGAACAAAUUCUAUGAAAUGCAAACUAUAUGCAAAACACAUUUUCUGCAACAAGUGUACAGAAAAAUCGAAGGUGCGGUAUUGGACUCACAAAACGAACGGAACUUGGACUGUGUGACAACGUUUCAAACACAUUCAAUCUUACAGAGGUUUAUGAUACAUUUUGAUCGUUUGCAGUUGGACUGCAACGAUCAUCUGUUCAUAUUUGAUGGCGCCCAUGCAGUUGGACAACAUAAGGCCGACAUCACGUGCAGCAGUACGAAACAAUCCGUCGGCGUGAUAUUUACGCGUACGAAUUUUGUCACGCUCAAGUACGUGACAGAUUCGUGGGGCACGCGUGUCAACGGUUUUAGAUUAAUUAUAACCGCCUUCAAAGAUCCUUUUGUUCCAGUCCACAAUUGCAGGGAGUUCAAAUGUCAAACGAUGUCGCAAUGCAUCUCCAACGACCUGGUGUGCGACAACAUCAACCACUGUCCCGACGGUACGGACGAAGCGACGACGCCAACUUGUCAAGGUGCUUCGUCGUUAACGCUUUUGGGCAUUAAUAUCACCAUACUCGUGGUCGCCUCGCUCAUUGUAGUCUCCAUACUGGGCGUGUGCGUCAUCGUGUUGACCGUUUACUGCAUAUGUUACCGGACGUCGAACGGUACGAUCCCGACUUCCAGGCACUCAGCCUCGUUACACGACACGUCAAACAAUUUUCAAAUGAUUGGCGUUAACGGAAUUGGACGGUCGGGAAACUGGCAGCACCCUGCGGGCCAACAGCUAGGGUACAGCUCGGCACGGGUCCGUCUCUACUGCCAGGCAAAGUGAAAUAUACUGGCUCUGACAGCGAUAUUUCCUCAGCUCAUAAAGAGGAAUGGUUCGUGUAGGGAUGGCCUAAACCGUAGCCCAGCAGGGUGUUACCGGUAGUACCUCGCCAGGCCGGCAUUUGCAGCAUUCGGAUUGUUGCACUUUCCUAUAAACUUUUUUUUUUGCCUAUAAUAUUUAUGUUCAAAAAAAUAUACUUCAUCAGUUUUAUAUACUUUUAUUUCCAUUUCUUUUCUAAAAAAUAAAAAUAAUCAUCAUAUUAAAAUCCAAAAAAAAUUAUAUAUAUAUUAUCAUAAUCGUUUAGAAAAAAAAUACAUAAAUUGAGUGGAAAAAAUUCUAAAAACGCCCUAGGAAAUCUGUGAUUACAAGAAACAAAUUGUCAUAUUCAUUUUUAUCAACAAAAAUAUUAUUACAACCAAAACUUUAUAAUAACUUUUGAUGUAUUAUCCCUUCCUUCCCUUAUAGCCAAGUACCUUUUAUACUAUAAUUGUAGAAUAAUAUAUCUAUUAUACAAUAAUAUAAUUUCAAUUAUUAGAUUAAACCAUUAAUUUUUCAAAUAGCAGCACAUUUUUCUACUUUCUUGAAAAUCAAAGACAAAUUUUUUUUUCUCUUCACAUUUCCCACUUAUCGCCGGGAAACUUUGACGCAAUUCACUCGAUGCACAUACAAUCGAAGUCUUUUCUAAAGAACAUUGGUGAACUUGCUUUUAAAAGAGUAACAUAAAAAUAUUAAAAUCAAUUAAACGAUAAUAAUAAUCUUUGGAAUUCAUAGUUAAUCGAGAGUAUAAUAUUUCUUCCUACCAUCUCCCACUUACUACAUAAACAACAUACCCACAUGACUCCAAAUCUGGUAGUUCACUCGAGAUCCACUACCUUUAACCCGGUACAACCGUGGCUAUUACCAUUAUAUACCAUAUCUUUACUACGCGUGCGUACACAAUUUUACCCCUCCCCCUCCCUCCUGGACCAAGAUAUAAACAUAUAAUUUAAAAACUAUAGUAUUAUCCUCACACACAGUGUACUUUCAUAUUUGCGAGUGUGCGUGUGCGCGCGUUUGAACCUAUUGCAUAUCCUUUCAUCUCCUCGUCCAAGAGAGAUUUAAUUUUUCAUAUCUUUAGAAAUGUAAAAACGUUAAAAUUUAUUUUUCACUAUUAAAAUUCAUGAAAUUUUCCAAGCCUUCUUUAAACCACGUAAUUCCAUGUUAAAAAAUGUAUUUCCCACAAACGUCUUAUAAUUUUGCAUAUCAUGUUAUAUAUAUUUUUUAAAUAAAUAUUAAUGUUACCGCGUCAUACAAUUUUCCACGCGAAUUUCGCUCUUCCUUAUCACGUAUGCAUCAUGUUUUGUUAUUUUUUUUCUUUUAAUUUACGUCACUCGAUUAUUCGGCUAAACAGAUUAAAUUUUAUAAUGAUAUUUCGUUACAACGAAUAUGGACUGACAGAUACGUUACUAAUACUUCACCCCCUUGAACAUUUAACCGACAUUUAUACUUGUUUCAAGCCAACACUCGUUCCGUUAAUUCUUACUUUACAUUAAAGAAAAAUAUCUAACAGUUAUUAUCACGUUUUAAUUCAAUGAUGUGUGAUUGUGUGUGUAGUACAGUUUUUCAAUGUUUUUAUCAAUGUCGGUCUAUAUCCGUCCAUUCAAUACAUUUCAAACGAAACAAUAAUUUUAAUAAUAAAUAGAUUUGUAUAGUCAGAUUGCGUUUCACACACAUAAUAUAAUAUUAUAAAUAUACAUAGUUUUUUUUUCUUACUUUUUCCGAAUACCGGAUAAACUACGAAACCGUAAGACUCCAAUGAUCCACGUCUCAAUUGAUGUCUAUAUUUCUACCUCAGCAUUACAUAUUAAUAAUUGUACUAUACUUAACAACAGUAAUAAUAUCAGAGAACAAUAGUUAAUUGCCACAACCGAUUCUUAUACUAUAAUAUAUAUAUUUUUUUUUUAUGUAGUGUUUUUGUAUGUCGUACUCGUACUACAGUUGUACAAAAUCGUAACAAUGGUGUUUGUAUCAUUAUUCUAUUUAGGUAAAUUAUUUUUGUUAACCUUAUGUUACCAGCUUAUAAUUUUAUUCAAUGAUAGAAAAUUAUUGUAACGGUUGAGUGUAUCACUUAUAUUUUAUGUAUUAGAUUUAAUCUAAAGAAAAAAUAAUAUUUGUUUUAUUGUUUAGUAAAUGUGUUAGUGUAUUAGUGUUACGAACAUCAAUAGCCAAAAAAAAAUGUGUCGAUCAGGAAGCUUAUUCUUUGAAAAUUCCUCAUUAAAAAUAAUAAUAAUAAAAACUUAACUAUAAUUUGUAUGCUAUCUAUGCGUGAGAUUAUGGUAAAUUAGUUGAAUUAGUAAUAAGUCAGUUAUAAUAUAAAUAUAUUUAUAAUAAGUAUAUCAUAUUUAUUCAUUAAUUUUAGCGUUUAAAUUAUAUACACAGCCCAAUACCUCUAAUUAUGUCUUAUAUAUUAUUAUGUUUACAGUAUGUGUAAAUACUAUCUGUGCUCUGUAUAUUUCUUGAACGUUAUUUAAUACCUAAUAAUAUAAUAAAACUGUGGUCUAUUAGUGAUUUUGUGUUAAGCACAAAACCGCAUUAAGCAAAAGAACGUACCUAAAUUAUAUUAUAAUUAAAUUUUGUAAAAGAAUACAAUUGCACAACUUUGUCUUUGGUUUAGCUUGUAGAUUAAAACGUCAAUUAAUGUAAUGAUGACUACGAUAUUAUGACAAUAGACAUUCAUAUAUUUUAUAUAUAAUUAUAUUUUUGUUUUGUAAUCAUGGUAAUAACAUAAUAAUAUUGUUCAAUUUUUUUUUUUUUUUAAGGCCUACA
Molecule: messenger RNA, 3903 nt
Organism: Rhopalosiphum maidis (corn leaf aphid)
Lineage: Eukaryota; Metazoa; Arthropoda; Insecta; Hemiptera; Aphididae
Gene: loaf
Exons: 8
Coding region: 175-1101 (308 amino acids)
Molecular function (GO): protein binding
Source: RefSeq, a predicted model, not a curated record